Hipposideros armiger (great roundleaf bat) is the source of this 8145-nucleotide messenger RNA. RefSeq names its product NOP2/Sun RNA methyltransferase family member 7 (gene NSUN7). Lineage: Eukaryota; Metazoa; Chordata; Mammalia; Chiroptera; Hipposideridae. Gene Ontology annotation, molecular function: methyltransferase activity. The coding region runs from base 488 to 2662 and encodes 724 amino acids. The record is from RefSeq and is a predicted model, not a curated record. The transcript is spliced from 12 exons.
GCUUUCAAGGAGACAGUAGGGGAGGUGUCGGGAAAGAGGGGCCACGCGAUUCUGGGGGAAUCGAGGACUCUCAGGACCGCACGGUGCAACGGGACAAGAGGCCUCGGACUUGGAGGGGCGGCGGGGCGGGCACAAGAAUCCCGAGAUGAGGGAGGAGGCGCAACCCGCCCAGCGCGAGGCGGCACCCGCCAAAUCCCGCGGGAACGGCCCCGGGGCGGCUUGCGCCCAGCUCCCGGUUGCCAUGGAGACCUGGGUCCUGGGCGGGCGCACUGCGAGGGGUGGAGGAGGCGUACCCUUCCGCGGCCUGAGCCCGCGGGUCCACCCGAGUCGCGUGCCGCCCUGCUCCGCCGCCGCGUCCGCGAAGGGUGACCGCGCGUGGCCCAUCGAGGCUCCGAGAGGCGAUGCUGACGGUACAAGGAAAACCAUAUCCUGGAACAUCUGAAUUGUAAUUCAAGCUUGAGCGACCGACGACAGCCAAGAAGCAAACAUGUUCAACUCCACAAGUGAACUGCAGUUUUCGAAUGAAAAAAAUACCGAGCUCUCCCAACUCGCUUCCCUGGCCCUGUCAGGUGACGCAGCAUCCCGCGGAAAAAACUCCACUGGUUUACCCGAAAAAACUGGCUAUCCGGACUCCGUUUACGUUAUGGCAGCAAACGUUUUUCAGGGUAUUCAAAUCGAAAAGUCACCAGACAGAGUCUUAAUAAAGUAUGGGAAUGAACCCCUGCGGCCCUUGUCCAAGUCUAAGGAUGAAUCCUUUCAGCGUUUGUCCUAUGAGUUGGCUUUCAGUGCCCUGAAGUAUCAAGAUAUUUUGGAAACUAUAUUAAUAGAUAGCUAUAUCUUUCCAAGUACCACAAUACCAGAUCAUUUGAGCAGUCUGAUUAUUGUGAUGCUGUAUGAUUUCCAAGAUAGAAAAUUUCAAGCUCGUUUCCUUUCUGAUAAUGAAGAUUCCAUAACAGAAGUUCAAGAAGUAGAGAACCUUCUUAACAGUUUUAAGACAAAAUUGGCUGCGUCAUUGGCAAGAUAUCGAAUCAAACAUGAUGCCCUUUCCAUUUACCACAUUCUUCCAGAAACCAUUAGGAAACAGGAACUAAGGGCCUCCACUUUGCCACUUUACGCUUGGAUAAAUACUUACAAAAUCAGCCCUGAAGAAGUUUACCAUAGUUUGAAGGAAAAAGGCUACAAUAAAGUCAAAUCUAUAUUGCAUAUUGAUGAUAAAGUCUUUGCUGUGGACCAACAUUGCUAUGAUGUAUUAAUUUUUCCAUCUCAUCUUAAAAGUGAUCUUCUAAAUACAGAUCUUUUUAAAGAUUAUAAACUGAUAUUUCAGGACAAAUCUCGAAGUCUUGCUGUUCAUUCUGUAAAGGCUUUAUUAAAUAUGGAUGAUGAUAUCUUACUGGUCAAUACAGGUUCGUGGUACACGGUUGCCCAUAUGUCAGCCUUAACAAAUAAUAAUAGCUCAAAAAUUUUUGUGUGUGGAGUACAAUCACAAGCUAAGCAUCCUGACCUGAAGAACCUUUUCACAAAAAUGGGAUGUAAAAAUAUUGAAAUACUUCACCAGGCAUUUAUUAACAUUGAAUCAAAAGAUAAUAGAUUACAGAAAGUUAAAGUGAUUCUGCUGCUACCUCGUUGUUCUGGACUGGGUAUUAGUAAUCCAGUGGAAUUUAUUUUAAAUGAGCACGAAGAUACAGGUUUACUUAAAGAUUUCUCUCAAGGAGGCACGCCAGAAAGUAAACUUCAUGUUCUUGCUGAACAGCAAUAUGAACAGCUAACACAUGCAAUGAGAUUUACUAAAGCUCAAGCAGUUGUUUACUGCACAUGCUCAGUUUAUCCAGAAGAAAAUGAAGCUGUUGUUAAGAAAGCACUGGAAUUUCAAGACCGUGGAAUUAAAGUACAACCUUAUAGGCUUAGUCCUCCUGUUCUUCCACUUUGCUCCUUAAAGGAAAUACAUUUGUCUACUGAUAAAUUUUUCAGAAUGGAACCAUCUGCAAUUACCAAUGGCUGUUUUCUUUCUGUUCUAACAAGGGAGCGGGACCCAUCUGAGACAGUGUCUGUGAAAGAUGUUUUGGCUCGUGCUGCGGCAAAGGGUCUACUGGAUGGGAUCGAGUUGGGUAAAUCUUCAAAACAGGAGAAAAAGAAGAAAAAAUCAAAAACAUCAUUGCCAAAAGCUUCCACUACUGAUGGCAACAGCAUCCAAAUGAAAAUUGCUGAGUUCCUGAAUCGAGAAACUAAUGCAAAUACUAAUUGGUCAGAAACAUCAACAACAAAAACAUCUCUUCCACAGAAAAAUACAACUCAAGUGGGCCCUUCCUCACAGGUCAGGAAAACCAACAAGCCUGCCACAAACCCUUUAGUGCCUGCAUUUAUGAAGAACACAGCUCCCCCCAGACCAUAUGAACGUCCGACACACUUCGUAAGACAUCGCCCAGAGGACAGAAUGGUUGCAUUGAAACCUGUGGAGAUUGUUUUGCCUCCAGUAAUGUUGCCAUUUUCAAGUCCCCAAGGGAUCAGACCUCAGAUACCAGCUCAACAUUUUUACUGUCAUUGGGCUGGACCCAAGACUGUGAUGCCCAGCUACCUUACCACACCAUUGCUAUCCAGAAAAGGGGACAAGCCUAAAGAAAACCUACCUUCCUUCCUACUCAGAUGUCGCCGACCAUGGCUUUGACUGUCGUUUUUUGUUUUUUGUUUUUUACAGUGCUCAAAAAGCAGUUGAUUUUUUUUUCAAAGUCUGAUAUUUCUCUGAAGGUUAGACAUUCCUACACAAGAUACUCAUCCUUUCAGUCACUUAGUUUCGUCUAAAUGUGACAGUACCUUCAAGAGAAUUAAGACAAGUGAGAAGCAAUAAUGGAGGUGGUUAAGCAAAGCAAAAUGAAGAUAUUUCAACAGCUCAAUGCUGAUCUGUUCUAGAAUGUCCACUUGUAGACUCAGUAUCAGCUGUUGGAACUUGUCUCACUCUUGUUAACGUUCAGUGUGGACUUAGGACACCAUUUUAAAAAAGAAAGCUGCAACAAUUUUUCCUGAAGGGAAACACUGUUUGCCUUAUUAUGACAGGGUUUUUUUUCAAGCUUAUUUGUGAUGCAGUUUAUGAAAAAGCAGAUAUGGAAAAGAUGCCCCCUGCACUGACUUCAGAUUGCUUUUCAGUGUCUAGUCAGUAGUAGUUUAUCAUCUUCAGUCAUUAUCGAGGUUCUCAAAUAUCAAGAGUCUUUAAGCAGGGGAUGAUAUGAGUUUUGUAAUGAGGAUGAGUAGGAAGGAUAAGAAGUUCCAAAGUUCCAGGUGAGGGUAGUUCAGAUGUCCCACUUACAGAGUGAAAGCUGUUGAGAGCUUCCAGGACCCUGAGCAGAUCGAACACAAUCAGCUCUCCCUUCUAUUUAUGCCAAAUACUGUUGUAAAAAAGUGACUGUAAGCAAAUUUCCAUCUAAAUAGUAAUAAUUCUAAGGAAGAGGCAAACUAUUGAAUACAAGUGACACCUAUUGUUGAAAAAACCCUUAAAAAUUUCUGAUUCUAUUCAAAGAUCAGGUUAAAUACUAAAAUCUACAAGUCAUUUCAAAUGGCAGAGUAAUCAAAUUUUAGUAAAUCAUUUCUGAUGCACAAUUAAAAUAUAGCACUAUGUUAAUUAUAUUAAGUCAAUUCAUCUUGAAUGUAUUAUCAAUUGCCUACUAAAAGUUGGUAUGAUUAUAAUUUCUGGGUCGAUCUUUUUUCAUCAUGGCAAAAGAAACUGCUUGACAUUAAAGUAAGUUACAACUAUAAAUCCUAGUGUUUAAAAAAUGUACACAUAGUUUGAAUUGUUCUAUUUUCAGAAUCCCAUUGUGUUGAAUAGUGUUACAUAAAUUCCUAAAUGUUCAAUUCAGGUGGCAUGUUUUUAGGAGAACGUUAUCUUCUUCUAGAUGAAUGUUUAGGUCUAUUUCAGCUCUUAUAGUCUAUCUUUAUUUUCUCACUUGAAAUGAGGAUAAUAAAUGGUGAAUAUCAUUUUAAUAGUAAUAAAUUAUUUUUAUUUUAGCUGAAGAUUUACAUUUAUCAGUAAAAUUUGUCAGUGAAGAAACAAAACUUUUUAUACUCGAACCAGGUUUAUUGUAUUUUAAAUUCCGAAAGGAUUCUCAUAUAACUCUUAAAAUGUACAGAAGUAUUUUGAAUGCUCAGCUCAUUUUACUAAUUUCAGAAAUCAAAAACUAUGUAUCGCUUUGCUCUAAAAAUUAGUUUCCUUCUCUUCCUCUCACUCUCUGGCAUACAGUAGUCCAUACCUUUGGGAGGCCAGUGCAGUUGAACUGAACUUGUUUCGGUGAAGAGCUGCUAUUUUAUCCCAGGAAUCUUUUAUUCUUUUCGAACCCUCUUACUCCUGCCCCAGGCUGAAAAGUAAGUACUCCAUUGUGCAAGAGUAGCAGGUUUGAGAUUUUAAUUUUUUGUGAUGUUAUAAAAAGAAAACUCAUGAAAUAGUUCGGGAUAUUUUUCUGAUUUCUAUAGUAGCACAAUUCGUGUCAUGUCACAACUUUAACCACUUAUAUUCAGUAUCUCAUAGCACGCACCUUGUCACUAAAUUAUUUUUCUCUUUAGAAGUAUAUGGAGACUCUGAAUUAAACCACUCAUUAAUUAAACCUGCAGUUUUCUUCUUUGAGAAUCUUCUAAGAAUGACAUAUCAAUUAUUUAAAAAAUUUAAAUAGUAAAAAGUACUUGGGAUAAAAACAGUAUAAGAAUUCUAGUGAAAGAGAAUAUCGGUAACAGACAUUCUUCUUUCUUGAGCUUCUUAGAAUCAAGUGUUGCAAAAAUCUAAAAUGGAGUUACUGUUAUUUAGAUACUCCAAUAGCAAAUUCAGAUUUUUAUCUGAAAUUAUUUAUCACUAUAAUACCUGAAACCAUGAAACUUUCUUCCUUGAGAGUAGCUGUCUUUGAUCGAGAGAAACUAUCAGGGGAAAUGCAAGAUGAGCCAAAAAUGGGUACAUACUUUAAAUUCGAUUCAUCUUCUUCCACAUAUCUAACAGUUAAACUAAACCAGAUUCAACUGAUUUGUUUUUCUAGUUACCUUUGACUCGGGAUUCAGUGCUUGUACAACUCUAUUCUUCUUUAUGUCAGGUUCUUAAAGGAAAUCAAAGAUAGACUCUCUUAGUACUAGAAAGACUGCUUACACAAGCCUCAAGUUUGGUGACUAAAUAGGCUUGCGUGUCCAAAAUGACAGCUGUUCUUCCAAAUAAGAACAGUGUGAUGAAUUACUCAAAAUUUACUUUCUAGCUCUUACCAGGUGGAAAUAGGCAAUAACUAAUCACAGCAGAAUCUUACAUUACUAAAAUGAUUUUUAAUUUGAGGUAAGAAUAAUUUUGAAAAUGACUAGUGUGGAGACACUAAACUUAUAUUUCUAUUCCUGGAUAUAUAUAUGACUGAGAUGGCAGAUAAAUGAGUCAAACACUUUAUGCAGCUAAGUUUAUUCUCACAACAUAUUACAUUUAAAUGUGUAAAAGUGGUCAACAGCAAAAGGGGCAGAAAGCAAAACCAAAUGUUCUUUCAGGAUCAACAAGCUGCUUUGAAUGGCAGGGGGUGCUCUCAUCAAUCAAGUAUGAACAGUAUCUUUCCCCUGAAGUUGAAAUAAAUUAAACUUCAUUUUACUGGCCGUAUAACACAUGUUAAGCUGUGUAUCAGGUUAAGUAAGCCUGGCACACUAGAGAACGAAUGGUUUUACUGGUUCAAUUGUGCUAAUAUCAGAGCAUUGUUUUUCAUGAAAUCUUGAAUUUGUAUUGCAAUGCUUAUGAAACGAGUGUGUCAUACAAGAAAAGGAGGAAAGAUUUAGGACUUCUAGUAAAUUAUCUUCUGUAGAAUCGUCUUACCAAUGCCAUCAUAAAAUCAUAACGUGGAUUUUUUUAAAAAGCAGCAGUGCCUACAGUUUACACCAAGAACUUACUUUAAUGGAAAUGAGUCUAAUGUGCCUUCAUGCAUCAGACAGACAAACAAAAACAAUGGUCCUAAUUAGCUACGGGUGGAAACUAAGGGCAUGUGGACUUGUGUCUGUCUUUUAGAUGAGAUUACACUGUUGUGAAGGCUACAGAAACGAAGCACCAAGCAGUGCUUCAGUUUGCAAAGGAAAACUUUUUGCCACAGGCUUGUUGGCCAUUCCCCUUGAGGCUGCCCAGGAGCACACGGAUGAGGCUGCGGGUCUGGGACUGUCUAGCUGCUUUCAAAAAUAAAAGGAACUUGAAGCAUUCUGCCUUUUCUUCUACAUACUCCCAAUAAAAUGUGACUACAAGUAAUUACAAAACCACCUUUUAGGCAAAUGUAUAUAGUUCACUGAGAUUACGUAGACCUGGAUACAGUGUGAGAUAAUAUCCACGAAAGAUAAUACAUUAACACAAUAAUGCAGUAUAUUUCCGUAAAAAUAGAAUAAAUAAAAUAAAAAUAUUUUAAGCUGUAUUUAACAGGUUGAUUAAAAAAAUGAUAAGACAUACAAGGCAUAGUGAACAUGGCUGCCUGUUUACCGAGUCACAGAUACAAAGAAUGCAUAGAUAACUGAAGUGUCACUGCAAUAUCAGGUAAAACACUGGCAUCCUUUCACAGAAAAAUACACACAUACUUUCAUACAUACUUUUUGGCCAUGGCAGAAAGUGUCUGAACAUACUAUUUAACAUAAUUAAUUCUACAAAAUUAAUUGCAUUUAGUAUGCAAAGCUAUCUUCCAAACAAAGUAUCUGCAGUAAAGUUUUCAAUACAUAAAGGCUAUCAUUCAUCUUAAUGUAUCCUCUAGUUGCAUAUAUAAAUCAGUUUGCUACUUAAAGCUAGCUCAGUAUUCUUGAUCCUGAAAAUAAACAAACAAAAAUGAAUAGGGGGUUCUGGUAGAGAUUGCCAAUAUAAAAGUGGACUAUUUGUUCAGAAUUUUGAAGUUUAUCACACUAAAACAUUUCAUUAUGGAGAUCAAGAUGAAAGAUCAUGAUUGAAUUUUGAAUAGCUUUCCAAGGGCACAGGAAGGAUUUUCUUAAUGCAGUAAUUUCUUAAGAUGGCAUUGGUUACUGCAGGUAGAAGUAUAUAGGCUGGUGAGCAGAAUUCAUUUCUAUAGUGGCAUCUUUUUUGUCCUUACACUAAGGUCCUAGCAACAGUUCCAGAAUUCUGAGCGAUAGAGGCAGGAGGCCACCUCCUCAUUCCAUCAUGUUCUCUGGUAGCCAGGUAUCAUGAAUCAGAAACCUCUCUACCACAUGUAACAUUAUCCCUGGAAAACUGGCCGUCUGAACAGGCGGUACUGCCUGUGGAAUCCUGUCCUCUGUAACCUGUUCAAGGCACUGUAGGGAAACAGUCCUGCACAGAGAGAAGGCAAGGUUUAUAAUUCAUACCACUAUGUGAGUAAUUUGAACACAUUUCCCUCUUUAUCCAGGGAACUCUAAGAUUUCCUGACCAUAACUGGAUAUGCCCAGAGUAAUUUUGGAAAGACUUCCCAGCUGGUGUGGAAACAGCGUAACUGGGAGUUAGGAAGCAUGGGUCCCGGUCCUGGUUUUCUCACUAACUUUUGUGAGAUCGUAGGCUGGGUGAUGGAGCCUCCUGGUACUUCCUGCUUUUCUCAGACCCGUUUAGUGCCUUCUCUACCUUAUAAAGCUCAAAUGGGACAAGAAUGUGGAAACCAUCUGACAAGUACAUAGCAGUGAAUAAAGCAGUUACUUUUAUUACUGGGUGUUAUAAAAUGUUAAUUUUGACAUUAAAAAAACAACACUAAUGUUUAGAUAGAUCUCCUUAGUAAAUUCCUUUUAAAAGAAUGUCAACAAGGGUCUAAACAUGUGAAUCUUUACAGCUAAAUUUUAUAUCUAUAUAGAGAGAAGCUGGAAAGUGCUAUUUUGGGGAAAGUUGUUAAAUAGUCCAUUGUUCUUAUGCAUAUUUUGCUCUGAUAGGAAAUUUUUAAAUCUUGAAAAUAAAAUGGAAAACAAUAUAAAUUUAAAAAUAUAUCUAGUAAAGUCCAACAAAUUCUAAUAUUAAAUAUAUAAAUUCAAGAAAGGUUGUAAUUUGUUGCCAUGGACAAUACAUGAUGGACAGACAGCUUUCUGGGCAAAAAGCAUUAGGGUAAGAUUGAGCUAGAUGCAGAAUGCUAGCACGUUUACUUCGGAGGUGGACUUGGACUAACAAAAUAACAUGGUGGUGAAGAUCUGAAAUAUAAAUGACAUUUCCUCAACUCCAAAUUGCAUAUUUGCUAA